UACAAUCCCGAUGAGCUGCCAAGGUGAGUGCGCGUUCGGUGCUGUUGAGGUUACCCCGCUAUCGCCGCUGCCUUGCGCCCGAGCCACGGUGGUGCGAGGCGAGGGCGGGAGCUGUCAAAGGACGCUCUGGAACCCGUUUAGCUGCCGUGCAAUCGCCGCGAACUCGGGUCAUUCCCCAUUCUAUGGUGACGUGAUAGCGAGAGCUAACCGACUUUUGAAACCAGAUUCGCAGAACCUGAGCCGGUAAGGACGCACGCGCCGCCAAUCUCUUUUUCUCCCGUCCCUGAUUACCCCCCCUGCCCGAUGAACCCCUCUCUCAUCCAUCUAUACGAGUUGCCCUUGAAUCCAUUCCACCGAAACUAACACCACCUUUCCUCCGGUCGUAGAAAGGCGGCGUAAAACACUCAUCUUCCACAUCGUCUCGUUACGAUUCCAAGCCGCCGCCGCCGGUCCCUACUACUCGACACGACUCUAUCCCACAAAAUCGACGCCCCGACGCUGGACGUCUGACCCCUACCGGGUACAGCACAUCCCCACAUUCACCCAGCUACAGCAACCAUAGCGGCAGUUACGGCGGAAACAACUACGACCAGAAUUACCGGCCAAACCUUCAGUCGACGAUGUCCCCACCACCAACCGCAUCGGGGCCGCGACCCGUGGCCCAGAAUCGCCCACCUCCGUCUAGUCGGCCGCCGCCCUCUCCCAGCUCUGUAGAUGGCGCCGCCGACCCCACUCUACUGCCACUAUUCAGAGCUGUCGAUAAAGACGGCACGGGCCAGCUUUCCGAGAAGGAGCUCUCGGCUGCGCUCGUAAACGGGGACUGGACCGCCUUCGACUCACAGACGGUGCGCAUGAUGAUACGCAUGUUCGAUAGCGACCGAUCCGGCACCAUCGGGUUCGAGGAGUUCUGCGGUCUAUGGUCGUUCCUCGCCUCGUGGCGCGCGCUAUUCGACCGCUUCGACGCCGACCGCAGCGGCAACAUCAGCCCCGAUGAGUUCAGCAAUGCCCUCAUCGCUUUCCGGUACCGUCUCAGCCCCGGCUUCGUCGAUCUGCUGUUCCGCACCUACGAUAAGCGCAACGAGGGCGUCAUGAGCUUCGACCUGUUCGUCCAAGCGUGCAUCUCCCUCAAGCGCAUGACGGACGUGUUCAAGAAAUACGACGACGACCGCGACGGUUAUAUCACACUGAGCUUCGAGGACUUCCUCAUGGAGAUCCUGAAGCAGCUCAAGUGAUUGAUGCGAGCGGAUCCACCUAGGUAUAUCGUCAUCGCUGGCCGUUUUCGACACCCCCGGGCCAGGAGGAGGAGGGACGGAGAGACAGGAGGGCUUUUUUAUUAUUAUUACAUGUAUGGGCUCUAUAUGUGGGUAUAUCAUCAUCCGUAAACCUUUGCAUAGGGGUGUCAAGGGACGGGCAAAUAGACAGGUCCCGGCUAGGGAUGUGUGUAGCUACGGGCCGAGCUACUAUAUUUCAUGAUCGUCAACACGUAACGAGUGGAGAGUCGGAUCUCACGUAUUCCAUGAUUCCCAAGUCUUUUUUUUUUCUCCCUCCUUUCCGCUUGGCUUCUGUUUUAUUUGAAAAGAAAAUGCACAUUCCCUGGGUGCGGUCUAACUUCUAGAAACCUAACCUCGUUCGUCCAGUGAGUAGGUAUGCCGUCGCUGAACGGCGAUUAUAGAAUACCAAAACGUCACAUCUGCAC
This is a messenger RNA of Durotheca rogersii, 1696 nucleotides long. RefSeq lists its product as uncharacterized. The transcript is spliced from 2 exons. The coding region runs from base 621 to 1232 and encodes 203 amino acids. Lineage: Eukaryota; Fungi; Ascomycota; Sordariomycetes; Xylariales; Xylariaceae. The record is from RefSeq and is a predicted model, not a curated record. Gene Ontology annotation, molecular function: calcium ion binding.